UCUAAUACGAUGCAACGCGUUCUAACGUUUUCCUAGAGCACUUUAUUAACAUAGUUUUCUGGGUCCAAAUUUUUUCAAGGGAACUGCAAUUAAUCAACUUUUUGCAAGGGAACCGAAAUUAACCCAAAAUUAAUCAAUUUCUCUUUUCUUGCACCUCGCGAAACUCUCAUCUGCUUUUCUCGGAGUGAAAUGGCCGACUUCUUCUCCAAGGCGGAGGUGACGAGCAGCGGCCGCCCCGUCCUCCUCCGCAGCGAAGUCGAAUGCCACCUUCUCUCCUCUGUAGACAUCGAAUCUGAAGACAACCACCACUUCUACCCCUUAAAAUCGGGCCUCCUCAUACUCACCACCCAUCGCCUCCUCUGGCUCCCUUCUUCAUCCUCCUCCUCCACUUCUUCAGCCGCAGCCAUCCCCCUUCACGCCAUUUCUCACAUCUUCUCCACCAAAAAAUCUCUCAAGUCCAUGUUUCACUCCCCAAGGAUCCGCUUCCAAGUCCUCGUCUCACCCGAUGGUCGGCUUUUUGAUCCGGCUUCUGGGUCUGGGUCCAGUUCUGGUUCGGGCUCGAAAUCCAUUGUACUGACGGCGGUGGUUAGGGGGAAGGGGGACUGCGAUGGGUUUUUGGGGAAGCUUUGGGAGAGUUGGCGGGCGAGAGCUUGGGAGUGUAAUGAGACUUCGGGUUCCGGCUCAGGUUCAGGUUCAGGCACAGGCACCAGCACGGCCACGAGUGGUGGGUUGUACUCGAGUGACGGGUCCGUGAGGAUGGUCGGCGUGGCCGGAAUUUUAAGGAAAGAGCAGGAAAUGUGGGAGAGUACUGAUAAGAGUUUGCAGGAUGCUUUUCAGGACUUAAAUGCUCUCAUGAGUAAGGCUAAAGAGAUGGUGAUGCUAGCAGAGAAGAUGAGGCAAAAGCUUUUGUCUGGGUCAAGUUCUCAAACAAGUGGAGCAAAUGAUGAGGAUAUGGGUUCAAAAGAAGAGAUGCAGGAUUGGUUGUUGAGUGUUGGUAUAAUAUCCCCAGUCACUAAGGAGUCUGCAGGUGCCCUAUAUCAUCAACAAUUAUCCCGUCAGCUGGCAGAUUUUGUGAGAACUCCACUACAGAGAGCAGGUGGAAUGAUCAAUCUUAUAGAUGCCUAUUGUCUCUUCAAUCGUGCUCGAGGCACAGAAUUGAUCUCUCCGGAUGAUAUGUUACAAGCAUGUUCCUUGUGGGAGAAAUUUGAUGUUCCAGUGAUGCUUAGGAAGUUUGAUAGCGGAGUCAUGGUCAUCCAAAACAAGUCCCAUAGUGAUGAGGAGGUUUUUGCUAGAAUCAAAGGCCUUGUGACUAAGCCUGAAGCCCUUCGAAGUGGCAUAAGUCCAAGUGAUGCUGCAAUUACGCUAGGGAUUGCUCCAGCCAUGGCUAAAGAGCAUCUUCUAACUGCUGAGAGCAAAGGUUUGCUUUGCAGAGAUAUAAGCCCUGAUGGCUUUCGCUUUUAUAUUAACCUGUUUCCUGAAAUUGAUCCACGUGAUGUCUACUUAGUGAAGGAUUAUGGGAUCUGCAAUACAUGGAUCAAAGCAGUUUCUACUUCUGGGUUGAAAUAAAUGCAUUUGGCUUUAGAUUUCUGGAAGCAUGCUCUCAGACAGCUUUCCCAUGCUCGAUUGGGACAAUGGAUUUUCUGCAUGUGGGGUAACUUACAAUCCAGUCUGCUUCUUUUUGUUGUAAAUAAGAACACGAGGAAAGCUGGUGAGCAACUCAGGAUAUGGUUUUGAACUUUUGAUUGAUAGUGUACACUGUAAGUUGUAACAAGAGAACAAUUGAUCCUUCAAUUGAAACUUCUAAAGCAAACUCAGCAAUACCGACUAGUGUUUAUUGGGUGUAGAGAUGUCAAUAAAGGCUUGAAUUACACGGCCAGCCAGCAGCAAAUUGCACAUGACUGAAUUGUUUCCCAUUCCAAUACUUUGUUGACAUUUGGAAGCUCAAUCGAAACUGUGCAAUAUCCUUUGGA
Durio zibethinus is the source of this 1970-nucleotide messenger RNA. Its product is annotated as EAP30/Vps36 family protein. The record is from RefSeq and is a predicted model, not a curated record. Gene Ontology annotation, cellular component: ESCRT II complex; late endosome membrane. Lineage: Eukaryota; Viridiplantae; Streptophyta; Magnoliopsida; Malvales; Malvaceae. Gene Ontology annotation, biological process: protein transport to vacuole involved in ubiquitin-dependent protein catabolic process via the multivesicular body sorting pathway. Gene Ontology annotation, molecular function: phosphatidylinositol-3-phosphate binding; ubiquitin binding.